Fomitopsis serialis is the source of this 1406-nucleotide messenger RNA. Its product is annotated as tetraspanin. Lineage: Eukaryota; Fungi; Basidiomycota; Agaricomycetes; Polyporales; Fomitopsidaceae. The transcript has 8 exons. The record is from RefSeq and is a predicted model, not a curated record. Bases 300 to 989 code for a protein of 229 amino acids.
GGCGACGGGUCCCAGCAUAUCAAUCAUACCAUGGCGGACCUGUCCUCCGUCCAUCAUCCUCUCGUCCCCGAGCUGAGCCUCUAUAACCGCAGGCGUUGAACGUCUUUUCCCUGUUCAACUUCUUGCCACUGCUGCGUCAGUGUAGCGACUCGCCCGGUGCUGCAGCCUCCUCUGUCGCGUCCUCUCUCUGGAAGAGCCUUAUCCAGUUUCUUACGCUCCUUCUUCGCCUGAGUUGACUCGGUACUCCGUUCUCCUACUCACACAACACUCGACACUGUCUCCGCUAGCGACCCACCGAGAUGUCUAAGCAAUUCAGGAUCAUUAUGGGCUUCUGGUCCUUCGUGGACAUGCUGCUCUUGGCCGCUGCCGUCGCCUCCAUCGUCUUCUCUAUUGUCGAGCGCAAGCCCGACUUGAUGGCGAACAUCGCCAUCAGCACUGAGCAGUUGAAUGCUGGUUUGAUCAUGGGUGUCGUCCUCCUCGCGUCAUGGAUCGUCUCGAUCAUCGCCGUGCUGUCCCCCACGGCGACCGUCACGGGCUUUGUCGUGCUGAACUGGAUGCUCAUCAUGGAUGUCAUCGCCAUCCUCGUCGUCGGCACGUCUCUCUGGUUCUACACCCUCCACAUCGAGGACAACUACCUCGCCGUCUGGACGUCGCUGCCGGACGCGUCCAAGCUCGCGGUGCAGAAUAAGUUUUCGUGCUGCGGCUACUUCAUGCCCAACGACACCACCGCCGCCAUCGGUGGAUUCUGCGCGAACCAGACGUUCAUCGACUCGCUGGUCAACGCGACGGCAACGACGCAGAACGCGUGCAUCGCGGAACUUACCGGCUACGGCGAGCCCAUGCUCAACCAGAUCUUCACGCUUACGUACGGCUUCAUGGCGGUCGCGGUUUCCCUGUUCCUCGCCUCCCUCUGCGUUAUCCACACGAGACGCGAGAAGGAGCGCUUCCGGAAGAUCGACGCCAAGCGUGGCGGCGGAGGCUUCGUCUAAGUCGCGCAACGCCCUCGUGCGUACGCGCUGUGCUGCAAACACGCAAAAGCCGUGCCCGCACUCGCGCCCACAUCCUCCUUGGACAUUUCUCCUUCCAAUCUGUCUCUGCUCGCUUCCCCGCUUCUGUCGACAUCUCCCAGGGCUAAUCAACGGCACCCUCCGCCGCCUGUACUGGUAUCGGCCGUCUCGUCCCGUGCGUCCCGCCCGAAUUGCUCGUGGCUAUCGGUUUCGUUCUGUUUCUGUUGUGUGUUACUAGUAGACCCCCCUUCCGCUUACAGUACUGCGGCGCCCUGUAUCACGCGUCUUCUCUUGCCCCCUUGGCUCCUUUCUUCCAUCCACCUUUCACUGCUUGUCACUGUCACUGCGUUAUAGGUACAAUGGCAUAAGCUCGGGUCAGACGAGAACCCUAGAGGAUAA